Dentiscutata heterogama is the source of this 1902-nucleotide messenger RNA. Lineage: Eukaryota; Fungi; Glomeromycota; Glomeromycetes; Diversisporales; Gigasporaceae. The record is from the annotation of a GenBank genome assembly.
AUGUUAUCAUUCUUACAACGAGCAAUUAGUUCUGGUGAUAUUAAACCAAUUAGUUAUAAAUCAUUUACUUAUAUUCAUAAAAUUUCUACAAAACCUUCUCAUGAGAUAACCAAAGUAUGGAAUGAUAAAACUAAAAGUUUUACUAUAUUAAAGAGGAUUUCUAAUGUCCACUAUUAUUCAGAAAAUGUGAAUGAUAAAAACUAUACGAAAUUUGUUAAAGAGUACAUAAAAUUGAACUCUGAAUUUUCUCAUAACAAUGUUAUUCGAUUUUUGGGGUCAUGUCAAGAUUCUUUGAAAAAUUUUUACAUAGUAUUGGCAUAUUGUAAUCAAGGAAAUCUUAGAGAAUACCUUUUUGAUAACUUUCAAUCGCUUGAAUGGCCUGUAAAAAUGUUGAUGGCCAGGCAGAUAGCAAACGGACUUGGUUAUAUUCAUGAUCAUAAUAUUAUUCAUAAGCGCAGAAGAGAAUUACCAAUUCCUGAUACACCUGCAGAAUAUCAAGUACUUUACGAAAAAGCUUGGAGUGAUUCUCCUUUAGAUCGCCCUUCAGUUAGUUAUAUUAAAUCGUCACUAGAUAAGAUGAUAAGUUCAUACUAUCCACCAAAAAAGCAUGGUUCAUUUAGUACGGUAGAUAGUGGAUAUAGUUCUGGUAGACAAUCUACAGCAAGUUCGCAAAGUAUCUCACAACCUAUUAUAAAUAUACAAAAUACCGAAUCAAAUAAGUCACAAACAUCAUAUGGUUUAAAUCUUUAUUCUGAAUCACCUCCCAAGCAACCUGCGCCUAUAAAUUUACAAAUGAAAUCAAAUUCCCCUGCCCAAAUAUCUUUACUACAAACAGAUAAACAAAUUUUAAUUGAUCGUUUUAAACUUGAUUAUGGGUAUUACUAUAAAGAUAAAUGUUUUGAGUCAACGGAAAGAAUGUUUAAAAGUGAUGAUUGUAAUUUUGAAUAUCCUAUAGAAAAUAAUUUACCUUUAGUCUACAUGUAUGACAAUAAUCUUAACAAAGCAACAGAAUCUAAUCUUGCAAAAAUUUCUCAUAAUGGAACUCUUGCUCCAUAUAUUACCUCUUUAGUCCAAAGUGCAAUUGAUAACCCGCAAAAUCCUCAAAAAAUGACUAAACUUAAAAAGUUAUGCAAACAAUUUUUAGUAUUAGAUGCUACACUAGGAGGGUCUAUUAUAAUUAGAGAUUUUGAUAUAAAUAAUUCUAGUAAUUUUAAAGAUUUGGAAAAUAUUAAAGCUCAAAUUUCAUGGACAAUAGAUUCAGCGCAAUGGUCAUGUCCAAAUCCUUUUAAAAUUUCAACUUCUAGAAAUUUUAAUUUUAAAAUUGAAGAUGCAAAUGGAACUUAUAUCAAUGAUCUUGAUGAAUUGGAAUUUUUCUUAAAAAGAGUGUUUAGUUUCGAAUAUGUCAAGAUCAUUUCCUAUGAUAAAGUUGUGCCGCUUUUCAAUCAAUUUAGUCAACAAAUGAAAGUAAAGCUGAAACCUGUUUUUAAUUUACACAAUAUUAAUUAUGAUCAGUUUAGCAAACAACUAAUCGAUAAAGUUCCUGAAACUCAUCAAUGUCUAAAGAUAAAUAAUUGGGUCUCUAAUAAUAAUAUUUUAAAUCUUCCAAUUUUGUUUAGUAAUUGCUCUUUAAAUUAUGGAUUAUCUUUUAAUUCUACUAGAAUUAUUAUUGGAAAAAGACCUUCUUUUCAAUUUAAAUCAGAACCUUCUAUCGUUCAACAAAUAUCAAAAGUUGUUAGAUUUGUUCCUUUGGAUUCUAAACGUAAUUCAUUCUUACUAGAAGGAAAUUGUUCGACUGAUGGAAGAUUGGAAAGUCUUUUCUCAAAGAAUCCUUUUAUAACCAAUCCUUUAUUAAAGAAUGAUUCAUUAGUGAAUGAUAUGCAUUUUUAUAUUGAAGAUAAGCAA